Messenger RNA from Cydia strobilella, 6824 nucleotides. Its product is annotated as leucine-rich repeat flightless-interacting protein 2. The coding region runs from base 420 to 1850 and encodes 476 amino acids. Gene Ontology annotation, biological process: regulation of DNA-templated transcription. Lineage: Eukaryota; Metazoa; Arthropoda; Insecta; Lepidoptera; Tortricidae. The record is from RefSeq and is a predicted model, not a curated record. The transcript has 8 exons.
GUGUUCCAAGACCCAUAUUCACUGUUAUUGUUUGUUUACAUAAGAGAUUUUCGCGCGGAAUUACCUGUAUCUACUAAAGAAUCUAGUGUUUAGUAAAUAAACAAAGUGUUUUGUUUUUUUUAUAUGAAUAAUAACAUAUUUGUAUUAUUCAUUAUAUCAACAAAUAAUAAUGCCCAAGGUGUGAUUAAUGAAGUGUAGAAAAUCACCGAUAAGAAUAUUGAUAAGUACUUAAGUUUUUGCUUUAUCGCAAUCGUACUGCAGUGCAAAAGACGCAGUUCGUAUUCGUUUAAACCAUUGUUUAUUAGAAGGACAUUCUUCAUUUGGUGUGAAAGCGUUUGUUGACAAACAAACACAAUCGCAGGAAUGCGUAAACGCUUAGAAACCGCAGUUCCUCGAACAUAACAAUACUUGUUUACUCGAUGAGGCAAAUCAUGGGUUCCCAGUCCAAAAGCGCAACGCCUGACAAUAGCGACGAUGAGAGCGGCGAAGCCUUCACCGAUGGAGACUUCGGCGACUCUGACGAUGAAAUUAACGUAGAGUUAGACGUAGUAGAACCUAGCACUGAUUCCAAACUUAACGAAACGGUAAAUUCUGAGCUGGUAGACAUGGAGAUCGCACACGGCGCCCGCAACGGCUUCGACGAUGCUAAAGUUAACGGGCUUAAGAACGGAAACGCGGAAUGUGACGGGAUGCCUAGCGCGCGGCGGGACUCACAUGGCGACCAAAAUCCCUCCAUCGUCGGCAUUCUCGGCGGCCAGCAGGAUCAUGCGGAGCAACGGCUAGCGGCGCGGCGGGCGGCGCGGGCGGAGGCGCGCGAGAUUCGCAUGCGCGAGUUGGAGCGCCAGCAGCGGGAACAGGAGGACCAUGCUGACAAGGCCUACGACAUGUAUGCCGAGACGGUGGGGCGGCGCACGGGCACCCGGCUGACGGGGCUCAGCCCCGCGGCGCUGCACUCGCCGCGGCGGAGCUCCGAGGACUCGGCCGAUGACACCUUCAACGUCAAGGACCUUAGGGGGGAGUUGAAAGAGGUAGAAGAAAAGUUCCGCAAGGCGAUGAUCUUAAACGCACAGCUCGACAACGACAAAGCGGCGCUCGGCUACCAGCUCGAAUUAUUAAAAGACCGCAUCGAGGAGCUACAUGAGGAAUACGCACAACUACAGCGUGAGCACAAAGAAAAAUGCUCAGCUCACGAGCGUCUAAAACGCGAGCACACCUCCCUGGAGCGAGAGCUCGGCGCGGCGCGGGACGCGGUGCGGGCGCGCGACCUCGCCGCCUCGGACGCGGGCUUCGCGUUCGUGGACGCCGCGCCCGCGACCAAUGGAGACCAGCACGAGAAGCAGGUGUCGACGCUGCCGCCGCUGGCGCUAGUGUCGCACCAGAACGAGAAGCUGCUGAACGACGCCGGCGAGGGAACGCUGGAUGUCCGGUUGCAAAAGCUGCUCAGCUCGAAGCAAUCUCUGGAGGGCGAGGUGCGGCGUCUCAAACUGCAGCUCAACGAGGAGCGCCACAACGGCGUCGCGCGCGCACACGACCAGGACCUCGAAUCCGAAUUGGAGGCCCUCCGCAAGUCGAACGCGGAAGCGAAGGCGGCCCGGGCGCGCGCCGAGGCGGAGGCGGCGCUGCAGGCCGCGGCCGCCGCCCGGCUCGGGGCUCAACUACAGCGGCUCAAGGCGCAGGCCGACGCCAGGGACGACGCCGAGGAGCAGCUCAAGCAGGAGCGCCGCAAGCUGCAGAGGGAGGCCCGCGAAGCGCUAAACCGAGUGGAAGAGUUGGAGACGGAAAACAGCCACCUCACCAAGCGGCUCGACAAGCUCAAGAAUGCCAAGUCCGCGCUGCUCAAGGACCUGUGACCCGCUCCAAUACCGACCUUAACCUGAACACAUACGGUCCACUUUACAAUGGAAGAAGCUGUGGCUUCGCCCGAGCCUGUGCGUUUAAAUAUGAACCCUGCUGCGAUGGCGCAGUCUUAAUUACAAUACGUACAGUCUACAUAACAUUGGAAAUCCUCAGCAGUGGCUUCGCCCGAGCCUGUGCAUUCGAAUAUGAACCCUGCUGCGACAGCGGAAAGUCUUAAUUACACCUACAGUCUAUAUUAAGAUUUUCAGCUGUGGCUUUGUCCGAACCUGUGUUCGUAUAUGAACCUUGCGGCGACAGCGCAAAGUCUAAAUUACAAUAAAACAAGCGGGAAUUAUGACUUAUGCCCGGCCCUGAUCAAUAUCAAUCUUAACCCAACGACGUAAAGUAUAAAUUAUAAUGAACUCGUGCCCAUGCCGCAAAUUCUAAAUUUGUAAAAAUCAAUCGUAUGGUCUUGCGUCUCUGUGCUCAGUUAACAUGAAUCCAACCUUAACGCCUGGACGUAAGGUCUAUAUUUAAGUAAUUAUAUAUUUCGAACUGCGCUAAAGUAAUAUAAACCGGCAUACAGUUAAGGUAUAAAAUUAGUUGAAACAAUAAGUCUACUGUUCUCAUUUAUGAGGUCCAAGUUAACGCAUAUGUAUACAAAAUGCAUUUUUACUCAGUAAAGUAGCCUUUUCAUGACGCGGCAUUUGUAAAAUUUAUUUUUAACAGUCCAAUACUGUUCAAAUGAAUUUUCUCAAAUGAUUUUUACGCCUAAGACCCUAAUCUGUUAAACAAAAGCCAUUGUUUCUUUUAUGUGAGCGGUCGGCCAAGGUGUCUGAGCGCGUGCCAAAGCAACAAUGUCGUUUAAAUACCAUUACGAAAGUUAUGCAUGCAUUACGAAAGUUAUAAAUUACACGUGAAACGGUUGGUAAAACUACUUUCACGUCAAUGUCACGCCACUAAUUUCGUAAUGUAAAUUCCGCUUAAUGGCUCCUCUACACGAUCGCCCAACGUAGGCCAAUCUAAGGGACGCAUUUAUGCGUUAGAGCGAGCAAGUGAUAUUGCUAUCUCAUUUCCACCGCAUAGCUGCGUCCCUUUGGCCUUGGCCUACGUUGGCCGAUCGUGUAGAGAUUACUCGCCUGCAGUUGGUGCUCUAAUGAGGGGCGCGCAGUUCCAAAAUGGUGGUUUAAUCUUUAAGAUAUGGUUUUGGAAAUGAAAGUCCAUAUGAACAAGCCGUGACAUGUUAUACACCCAAAUAAUUUGGUUGUGUUAGGAAACAUUUAAUAAUUCUUUGUAAAUUGCUUGAUAAAUGUUAAUUUUUGUAAAAAAUAAUCAUGUGUAUAAUUAAUAAUUUGUUUUAAUGAUAAUUAUUUAUUCCUAAUGCAUUGAAUUAUGUUCGUAUUUUUCUGUAUAUUUUCUAUUUUAUUUUAGAAUAAUGACAGCUUGCCGAUAUUUCGCUUCGCGUACUAAAUACUAAAAAAAUAUUUUAUUACUUGCCAUUCGGUAUCACAAAUUUGUUUUAUAUUGCAAUAAAAUGGGUAAUUUAAGAGUUAGUUCGAAUGAAAGAGUGGGAAGGUUACAUAGUUAAUAAAGGGGGUAAGAGACACCCAAUCAGAAAAAUGGGACACGUACAUGCAUUUACUAUUAUUCGGAUUAUAUAGUUUGGACAAUAUACCUACGUCGACAAACGGAGCAAAGUAGACUUCCCUUCCCCUUCCUUUCCCCUCCCUAUCACCCCUUCCCCUCCUAGAUCCCUUUUUAGUUGUUAUAGUCCUGUCAAAGCUGUCAAAAAAGACAGUACGAUUCCCUAGAUAGAAAGGUCCUUAUUGCACAUGAAACCUAAGGACCCUACUCUGAUGGAAAGCCACAUAUAAUCAGUCGGUAAGUUCUAAAUCGUACACAAGCUGUAAUAUACAGUACCGGCCAAUAAUAUAUCACCUCCAUUUUUUACGGUAUAACUUUUAUUUAUUUAUUUGUGAGCGACUUCCACCUCACUGCUUUAGGUAGUCUACUAGUAUUUCUUUAUAUGGGCGAUGAGAAAAAUUGGUCUCAUGUAAUGGUUUUUUCAGUUUUUUCAACUUAAUUUUUUUACUAGAGGUUUUUUUAGUAAUAUGCUGAGUAUCCUAUUGUAAUUCACAGUAUUUCAUUGCAAUAUUAAUCAUAUUUGUAUAAAAUGACUAGUAAAAUAUGCAAUCUACAAACCAAACUAUAUUGUUUACUCUAUACAAGCUCAUACAAAAACACUCAAAGGUGGUAUAUUAUUGACCGGUACUGUAGAUAGAAUUUUGUCAUCUAUCCCCGAUAUUAAUUCUGUGAUAUUAAUUGGUUGAUUUAUAAAUGUAUAAAACGAUUGCUCAAAACGGUGUCCCACGUGAUGUGAUAGCAGAUUGAAUUUAAACGUCCACCGAGCGCGGCUCGCAGUUCAGUGAGAUUACAUACAUAUUGGAAAGUUACCAAACCCUACUCUUACUAAUUUACAGAGAUUAUUGAAUAAUAAAGACUGUUAAUCUCCAUAGAAAUUAAAUUUCCUACUAAAUAAAAGAGUUAGUGUCUCAUAAUACAAUAUACACGGUGGCUAAAAAUAAGUGCAUUCCCGUUUUGGGAUUAUACUAAGCAACUUUUACUAUGGGACCAUCUCCGAAAUUGUGAAAAAAAUUUGGCUGUUCCAUUUUGUAUGGGAGGGUAAUUUUUUUAUUCGCGAUUUCGUGGUUGGUCCCAUUGUAAAAGUUGCUCAGUAUAGUCCCAAAACCUCCCUGGCAACAGGAAUGCGCUUAUUUUUUAGCCACCCUGUAUAUACUUUUUAUUGCACACCUCCAUAGAAGAAAAUAAUAAGUAACCAACAGGCGGUCUUAUCGCUAAAAAGCGAUCUCAUCCAGACAAUCUUAAGUCAUAUUAUGGAUAGCAUUUAUUACGCUUGUACUCAUUAUCAAAUAGAUAAUGACAAAGUGGCCAAAUAUAGCAACAGAUCUUUGUUACCAGAUCUGUUGCUAUUAAUUUGGUCACUUGCCUUUCUAUUUGAUAUCAACUGUAUUAAAACCCACUAGUGAACUCAUUGAGAUAUAGUAAACUAAACGGCUUCACCGCAGAGACCUAAAUUUUAUGGCCUAAAUGCAAAACUUGACAUUGACAUUAGGGAAUGCAAACCGGUUUUUAAUUGUGGGAAAACCGGUUAUUAACCGAAAUUUCAACAAAUAAAAACCAGUUUGCAUUCCUUAAUUGACACUUCACGCCAAUAAGCAGGUACUGCCAUCUACAGUUCACCAAGGCAAAAUUAUAAAAACUUUAUACAGAGAUUAACAGUCUUUAUUAUUUCCUCGUCUAAACUAAUGUCAUGAAUGAAUUUAAUAUAUAACGAGAUGAAUGCUCGCGGAUGUUCUAUAUAUUUUGAUGGGUAGAGCAAUGUGGGCGAUUAUGGACCUUGUUGUACAUGUAAUAUAGUUGUAAUUCGAUAGUCAUGCUCACAUAACUUAACCGUGCCAUCGCGCACCAAAUUAAUGUAUUAGAAUACAAUUCGAUGUGGUAGUUCUCUGUAGUAUUCAUGUUGCGGUUAGGCCGCGUACACACUGUACUAUAUUCAAAAAUAAAGAUUCAUUGGAAAGAUGUGUAAACUUCGUGCUUCAAUUUUUGACAUCUGAUGUAGAUGGCGCUGUAGGAGUCGAUAAAUUAUGCGGUAACUGGUUGUCAAAAGUUGACCUUUUACAAUAGGGAGUAUUACUGCAAAGUUCUGCCACCAGAGCGCAUAUCCUAAACCAUCAGGUGGGAUCGUGGUCAAACGCCUGCCUAUUCAUCAUUAAAAAAAAACCAUAAAGUAACUUGUACACACUUCGCUUUAAAAUAGUUUUUUGACAAGUUUUUACAGAUAAUUUGUUGCGAAUAAAUAUGACAUUGAUGCAUCAAGACGGUUUGUUUACAGGGACUUACCGCGAAACGCUAAAAUUUAAAUUUCGUUAUCUGCUUCUCUAUCGUUCGAAUAUGCAAGUGUGAUAGAGAGGCAGAUAACGAAAUUUCGAUUUUCAUAUUUCGCAGUAGACCCUUUUAAUGUGCUAGUAGCUCCCCCUACGCAGAGUUUUGCAAUAUAUUCCCUAUUCAGUGACCACAAAACAUGGCGCCGUACCUUAUUCUUCAGCUGUCAAACACGGAGCACGAUUUUUUCUCAGAAUUUACACCUCUUUCUAAAUACGAGUAAAUGCAGUGUGCUCGCGGUUUUAGUGAUAUGCUUGUCAGAUGUUUUUAUAUACGGUUGAAUGGUCGAAUGAAGUAUAAUAAAUAAAUAAUGGCGGGUCGUUUCGGCCCCGUAGAGGUAGAAUUUUAUAUGCCACAAAUAUAACUGCACCUGCAUUUAGAGGCCUCGUGCAUUUGCAUGGUGUAAAUCAGGAGUUCUCAACCAGCAAUUACGUAAUACCAAACUCGCGUAGAUUUUCUUUGUUUUUGCAACAUUUAGAGAAGGCAUGGCAAAAAAGGUUGGGGACACCUGGUGCAAAGUAUUUAGUCGGUAUGAAGUCUUGUAUUAAGCGCUGGAUUCGCAAUUAUGUUUUUAAUCCAUCCUUUUGACCGAUUUUGUUCUUUAAAUGUUGUCUGCUAGAGUUAUGAGCUGCAAACGAUAAUGAAACUUAAGUUAAAGUUGCAUUUCGAGAGUGAUCUGUGCGCGCCUAAGGCUGUCGCUGAAAUUGAGACUGCAACGUAGUAAAGUUAAGGUACAUUAUUGUUUGUAUUACAAACUAGCAUGCAAUAUUACAGGAAUAAAUCACCCUCACUAAGUUGUAAGUAGGAAUAUCAGUUGUACGACCCCACAUCGAUGCGAAACUAUUAAAAUUUAAUUAUAAUCACUAAUAAAUGUUUAGUUAGGCGUCGGUGUGAGGUCCAGUGAACGAUGUAUGUAUUUUUGGUGCUGCAUUACUAAUUUAUUUUGUUUUAACUACGACUGACAUGAAGCGAGACUUGACUUAAUAAUGUAUAAAUUUGGAUACUUUGAAUAAACUUCGCUCUGA